UGCAAAUUCUCAGCAGGGUUUUGAAUCAGAACAAACCAGUUUGAAGCCUUGCUUUGGACUUAGUUUUAUUUACUGUGUUGGACACAUCAUGAGUCUUUUGUAAAUACUUCUUGACUGAAUGAAUGAGUGGAAUUAUGAAAUCUGAAGCAGCAGUUAGAAAACUGGUUGAGGUUUAAUGUAAUGUAGUAGGAUGUGGCAGGGAGAGGAAACCCAGGGAGGAGGAACAGCAUGUUUAGAGAAGGGCUUUGAACUGGUUCAUUCCGGUUCGAACCCCUGCUAAAAAUUUGCAUUUCUAACAAGUUCUCUGCUGAGAAUUUGUAUUUCCACCCCAGGUAUACUGAAUGAGAAUCUGUCUUUUAACAAGAUCCCCAGAUGAUUCUUAUGUAUAACGUCCCCAAAACUUGUUAGAAAUGCAAAUUCUCAGCACGGUUUUAAACUAGAAUAAAAUGGUUUGAAGCCUUGGUUUAGAACAACAAAGGACAGUGAGGGUGAGGCUGCAUGGAGAGAUGGGGGGGUCACAGGCAGGGGCAGAGUGAUUUAGGGCUGUGCUCCUCAAACUUCUAACACCCGUGAUGAAAGACCAGGUUUGUUUGUUUACUUGCUUUGUUUUCUUAAAUUUCCACCCUUUUGAGUACUAAUGCUUUUGUAAAAUUCAAUAACUGAAUUACGAGGAAAAUGAUCAGGUGAUAUAAAAGUUACUAAAUGCUCACUUUCCAUGUCUAACAUGUCUGAUCACCAACCGACAGAUAACAGUUCACUGACCAUGCUGGGUUGUAGAUUGCACUCUGAGUAGAAUUGGUUUAGGGAACAGUCAGAGGUGAAGCUGGAAAGAGGUCAGACCUAGACUGUGAAGAGCCUUAUACAGUACUGCAUUCUGAUGUCAUCAGAAUUGGGACUAAUUUGGAUGGGCUGCUUUCUAUUACCCUCCUGGGUUUGCACUGCAAAUUAAUUUGUUGAAAACUUUUAUGCUGAGUAGAUGUUUGAUAAAAACACAUUAAAAACUAUGUCAGCUUAGCAAUUAUUGAUUAGUGUAACAUAAAUUACUCUGUAUUUCUCUAUUUUGGGAUUGUACAUGCUGUUUUGGAAACUUGCGUUGCUGUAAGUAGCAUAACUUUUCCAAGUGUUCCCCCUAAACCCCGUCUAUUCUUCUCUAUCUUGUAUCAGCUAUUAUUUGAGUUGGUUGAAUUUUACAGCAGAUUUCUAAAGAGACCAGAACUGCCCUGAACUGCCCUGUAGGCACUCCCUGCCUUUUGUUGUCUUGCUCUCUGAUGCUUUCUUCACAGUCACCAGGUUUCAAGAUGCUGCGAGUACAGAGGACCACACUGGGCAGGCUGGGGCUCAGCCUCUCCCGGGGCUUUCACCACAAAGCAGUGGUGGCCGUCAGGCGGGAGGACGUGAACUCCUGGGAGAGACGGGCGCCACUAGCCCCCAAACACAUCAAAGGCAUCACCAAGCUGGGCUAUAAGGUCUUAAUACAGCCUUCAAAUCGGCGGGCCAUUCAUGAUAAGGAAUACGUCAAAGCUGGUGGUAUUCUUCAGGAAGAUAUUUCUGAAGCUUGUCUGAUUUUGGGAGUUAAGAGACCCCCAGAGGAAAAAUUAAUGCCCAAGAAGACCUAUGCCUUCUUCUCCCACACAAUAAAAGCGCAAGAGGCCAAUAUGGCCUUGUUGGAUGAGAUCCUAAAACAGGAAAUCCGACUUAUUGAUUAUGAGAAAAUGGUGGAUCAUAGAGGAAUGCGGGUAGUGGCAUUUGGACAGUGGGCAGGUGUGGCAGGGAUGAUCAACAUUUUACACGGAAUGGGUUUAAGGCUCCUUGCUCUGGGACAUCACACACCUUUUAUGCACAUUGGCAUGGCUCAUAACUACAGGAACAGCAGUCAGGCUGUGCAAGCUGUCCGCGAUGCUGGCUAUGAAAUAUCUCUGGGUUUGAUGCCAAAGUCCAUAGGGCCCUUAACAUUUGUGUUCACAGGGACUGGUAAUGUAUCUAAGGGAGCUCAAGAAGUAUUCAAUGAACUACCUUAUGAAUACGUGGAGCCUCACGAAUUAAAAGAAGUUUCCCUAACUGGAGACCUCAGGAAAGUGUAUGGGACGGUGUUAAGUCGCCAUCAUCAUCUUGUCAGGAAAACAGAUGGUAUCUAUGAUCCUGUAGAGUAUGACAGAUAUCCUGAGCGCUACAUAAGUCGUUUUAAUACCGAUAUUGCACCUUAUACAACUUGUUUAAUUAAUGGAAUCUACUGGGAACAAAACACCCCUCGCCUGCUAACCCGACAAGAUGCCCAGAGUCUCCUGGCUCCUGUCAAGUCCUCAGUUCCUAGUGUUGAAGGGUGCCCUGCACUGCCGCACAAACUUGUGGCAAUAUGUGACAUUUCAGCUGACACAGGAGGAUCUAUAGAGUUUAUGACUGAGUAUACGACAAUAGAGCGCCCCUUCUGCAUGUAUGAUGCAGACCAGCAUAUUAUUCACGACAGUGUGGAAGGCUCUGGGAUUCUGAUGUGUUCCAUUGACAAUUUGCCGGCACAGCUUCCAAUCGAAGCUACAGAAUACUUUGGAGACAUGCUUUAUCCUUAUGUUGAAGAAAUGAUAUUAUCAGAUGCGACGCAGCCUCUAGAAAGUCAGAAUUUUUCUCCUGUGGUACGAGACGCAGUGAUCACGUCCAACGGUACAUUGCCUGAAAAGUAUAAGUAUAUUCAAAAACUCCGGGAGAGCAGGGAACACGCUCAGGCACUUUCAAUGGACACCAAGAAAAAGGUGUUGGUUCUUGGAACUGGCUACGUAUCAGAGCCUGUAUUGGAAUAUCUGUUGAGAGAUGGCAAUGUAGAAAUAACAGUAGGUUCUGACAUGAAGAAUCAAAUUGAACAUUUACAGAAGAAAUAUGAUAUUAUUCCUGUUUGUUUGGACAUUGGUAAGCAACAAGAGAAGUUGGGCUCCUUGGUGGCAACACAGGAUCUCGUCAUCAGCUUAUUGCCAUAUGCAUUGCACCCUCUUGUGGCCAAUGCAUGCAUUACGAGCAAAGUUAACAUGAUCACUGCCAGCUAUAUUACGCCAGCGCUAAAAGAAUUGGAAAAGAGAGUGGAAGAUGCUGGCAUCACAGUCAUUGGCGAAUUGGGAUUGGACCCUGGCCUUGAUCAUAUGUUGGCAAUGGAAACGAUAGAUAAGGCAAAAGGAGUUGGAGCCACGAUUGAAUCUUAUAUUUCCUACUGUGGUGGACUUCCAGCCCCUGAAUAUUCAGACAAUCCUUUAAGAUACAAAUUUAGCUGGAGUCCAGUGGGUGUUCUCAUGAACACCAUGCAGCCUGCCACCUAUCUGCUCGAUGGAAAGGUUGUGAACGUUGCAGGGGGAGCCUCCUUUCUUGACGCUGUGACUCCCAUGGAUUAUUUCCCGGGACUAAAUUUGGAAGGCUACCCCAACAGAGACAGUACAAAAUAUGCCGAGAUUUAUGGCAUUUCGUCUGCGCACACUUUGUUGCGGGGAACACUGAGAUAUAAGGGAUAUGCCAAAGCUUUGAAUGGAUUUGUAAAAUUGGGUCUCAUAAACAGAGAUGCAUUUCCUGCCCUUCGACCUGAGGCCAGCCUUCUUACCUGGAAAGAACUCCUCUGUGACCUAGUUGGGAUUUCACCCUCCUCCAAGCGUGACGUGCUUAAGGAAGCUGUCUAUAGAAAACUAGGAGGAGACAGUACCCAGCUAGAGGCCGCUGAAGGGUUGGGCUUACUUGAGGAUGAACAAGUCCCUCAGGCAGAGUCCAUUGUGGAUGCACUCUCCAAACAUUUGGCCAUGAAGCUCUCCUACGGCCCUGGAGAGAGAGAUAUGAUUGUGAUGAGAGACACCUUUGGAAUUAGACAUCCUUCUGGACAUUUGGAAAACAAGACAAUUGAUCUUGUAGUUUAUGGGGAUAUCAAUGGCUUUUCAGCUAUGGCAAAAACUGUGGGGUUACCCACUGCCAUGGCGGCCAAAAUGCUGCUUUAUGGUGAAAUUCAAGCCAAAGGUUUGAUGGGGCCCUUUUCAAAGGCGAUCUAUGGACCAAUAUUGGACCGAAUUAGAGCAGAAGGCAUCGUAUAUACUACCCGGAGCACUGUCAAACAAUGAUUGAGAAUCAUAUUUUAUUUAUCUUACAGACAACACAGCUCUUGAACAUUUGUGUGACAAACAUGUUGUUAAUGUGCUAUUUUACAGUAUAAAGUACAAGAUAUUUUGAUUAACUCAAUACAGUGACGUUCUUAAAAUAGAAAUUUUUAUUUUAAUAUGAAAAUAAAUGGAAAAGGAGAUGCCAGUAAUUACCAGAGAACUUUAAUAAUUCUACCAUGUAUUUUUUUCCCGUGUAUGUAAAAGCGGGAGCCCUCGUGGCACAGUGGUUAAGCGCUUGGCUGCUAACCAAAAGGUCAGCAGUUCGAAUCCACCACCCACUCCUUGGAAACCCUAUGGGGCAGUUCUACUCUGUCCCAUAGGGCCACUGUGAGUCGGAGUCGACGGCAAUGGGUUUAUUUUUUCAUGUGAAAGUGCUAAUGAUUAUGCUAUCUAUUAAUUUAUUGUGCCACUUUUUUCUUAUAAGAAUACAGUAGUCCCCCCUUAUCCACGGGGGAUGUGUUCCAAGACCCCCGUGGAUGCCGGAAACCAAACCCUAUAUAUACUAUGUUUUGUCCCAUACAUAGGUACCUAUGAUAAAGUUUAAUUUAUAAAUUAGAUACAGUAAGAGAUUAACAACAAUAACUAAUAAUUAAAUAGAACCAUUAUAACAAUAUACUGUAAUAAAAGGUCUGUGAGUGUGGCGGGACUGAGCAGGACGUGGCAAGAUUUCGUGACACUACUCAUUUAACAUUUUUGGACCUCGGGAAAGUGAAACCAUGCAUAAGGGGGGCUACUGUAUAUAUUCCCCUAAUCAGCAGGUGAAGUUUACCUGUUUAGUCAGAAAAAUUUCUUCAUGCAGCUGUAUUUUUCAAGUGGAUUUUGUUAGAUACCUAUAUAGAUUACCUAACUAGAAACCUUUGUAAUAAUGCUAUUUUAUAAUUUGUUGUAAAGUUAUGAUUUACUUAGUAAAUGUCACUUUUUGUAGUUUUCUCUCGAGUGUUUGGAAAAGGGAAUAGACAAGAUUAAACUGCAUACCACAUGAUCAUCUCAACAGAUGCAGAAAAAGCACUUGGCAAAAUUCAACACCCUUUCAUGGUAAAAGGAGGCUCUGGGUCGUGCAAAUCAUUAAGCACUGGGCUUCUAACUGAAAGGUGGGUCGUUUGGAUCUACCCAGAGGGACCUCAGAAGGAAGCCCUGGUGAUCUGCUCCUGAAAGAUCCCAGCCAUUGAGAACUGUGUGGAGCCCAGUUCUGCUCUGAAACACCUGGGGUCACCGGGAGUCGGACCUGACUAGAUGGCAGCUGGGUUGACUGGGUUUUGAUAAAAGCACUGAACAAACUAGGAAUAAAAGGGAACUUCCUCAACCUUAUAAAAAGGAUCUAUGAAAAACCCACAGCUGGCAUCAUACUUCAUGGUGAACACCCAAACCAUAUCCACUGUCACUGAGGCAAGUCUGACUCCUAGAGACCCUAUAGGACAGAAUAGAACUGCCCCAUAGGGUUUCCAAGGCUGUAAAUCUUUACAGAAGCAGACUGCCGCCAUUUUUCUCCAGUGGAGUGGCUGGUGGGUUUGAUCCUCAGAUCUUUUUUUAUUUGGUUAGUAGCUGAGCACUUUAACCAUUGGGCCAUCAGAGCUCCUUAAUGGUAAGGUAAAUGACUCAAUUAAAAAAACAGGCAAAAGAACUGAAUAGCCAUACCUCCAAAGAAGACACACAAGUCAUCAAUAAGUGCAUAAAAAGAUCCUCCACAUCAUAAACCAGCAGGGAAAUGCAAAUCAAACCCACAGUGAGAUACCACUUCAUACCAACUAAGAUGGCAAUAUAAAAAGAUAGAUAAUAACAAGUGUUUAGGAUGUGGAGAAACUGGAAUGCUCAUAUUGCUGGUGGGAUUGUAAAAUUAUAUAGCCAUUUUGGGAAACAGUCUAGUAGUUACUCGAAAGGUUAAACAUAGAUAUAUCUCAUAACGCAGCAGUUCUGCUCCUCUGUAUAUAACAUGUAUCCACACAACUUGUACACAAAUAUUCAUAGCAAAGUAUUCAUAAUAUCUAAAAAAUGGAAACCACUCAAAUGACCAUCAGCUAGUAAGUGGAUAAACAAAAUAUGGUAUAACUAUGCAAUGGAAUAUUAUUUGACAAUAAAAAGAAAUGUACUGAUACUUGCUACAGCAUGGAUGAACCUUCAAAAAUUAUUCUAUAUGAAAGAAGCCAGUCACAAAAGACCACAUAUUGUAUGAUUUCACUUAUAUGAAAUGACCAAAGUAGGCAAAUCUGUAGAGACUAAACACUGAAAGGGGGUUGCCUAGGACAGGAGGGCUGGGGAAAAAUGGGGAGUGACUGCCAAUGGGGAGAGAGGUUUUCUUUUCAUGGUGAUGUGAAUGUUUUCGAGUUGACUGUGGUAUUGAAGGAGCCUGUUGGUGCAGUGGUUAUGAACUUGGCUGCUAACCAAAAUGUCGGCAGUUAGAAUCCACCAACCGCUCCUUGGAAACCCUAUGGGGCAGUUCUCUGUCCUAUUGGGUCGCUAUGCAUCACAAAUAAUCUCUGGACAUCAAUCAUACAUUAAUAAGUAAAGACAUUUAUGGCAUUUCUUUACCACAACACUGAGUUUAACACGAUAAAGAAACACAGCUCUGGCACAUUGAUUCCACUGUCAAUCUGGAACAGCACCCAGAUUGAUUUGGAGCUAGCAUCUGGGACGCAUGUGGGGGAAACCUGUUGGCUCUUAGUACAAUUAAAGUGAUUGGUUUGGGUUUUAUGAUAACAAUGAGUGAUAAAACCAAACCUUUUGCCAUCAAGUCAAUUCUGACUCAUAGCGGCCCUAUAGGACAGAGUAGAACUGCCCCAUAGGGUUUCCAAGGACAGAGUAGGACUGCCUCAUAAGGUUUCCAAGGAGCAGCUGGUGGAUUCAAACUGCUGACCUUUUGGUUAGCAGCUGAGCUGUUAACCACUGUCACCAGGGCUCCAAUGAAUGAUAAAGGGGAUACAAUUGUUUGAAGAGCUGGUCUAAUAUCAGUGCUGGUGGUGGUAAAUAGAAAAGGAAAUGCCAGUAUGCUUGAGUAAGGAUAGAUGCAUUGACCCUCAAUAAAUUUUCCAGCAGAAAUUUUAAUAACAAAGGUGGUGGUGAUAGGUUCUUGGAGUGGAUGGGUUAUAGUUUAUAAGCAUAUAUCUUUACCAAGGGUCAGCACAUUUUUUCUGUGAUAAAUAUUGUAGACUUUACGAGCCAAAGGGUCUCUGUCACAACUAUUCACUUCGGCCAUCAUAGUGUGAAAGCAGCCAUAGACAAUACAUAAACAAGUGGACAUGACUGUUCCAAUAAAACUUUAUUUACAAAAGCAAGCUGUGGGCAGACUUGGCCCUCAGGCCAU
This is a messenger RNA of Loxodonta africana (African savanna elephant), 7416 nucleotides long. It is a transcript of the gene AASS, whose product is annotated as aminoadipate-semialdehyde synthase. The coding region runs from base 1269 to 4079 and encodes 936 amino acids. Gene Ontology annotation, molecular function: saccharopine dehydrogenase activity. The transcript is spliced from 23 exons. Gene Ontology annotation, cellular component: cytoplasm. The record is from RefSeq and is a predicted model, not a curated record. Lineage: Eukaryota; Metazoa; Chordata; Mammalia; Proboscidea; Elephantidae.